Fusarium oxysporum Fo47 is the source of this 928-nucleotide messenger RNA. Its product is annotated as N-terminal domain of NEFA-interacting nuclear protein NIP30-domain-containing protein. The record is from RefSeq and is a predicted model, not a curated record. The transcript has 2 exons. Bases 82 to 783 code for a protein of 233 amino acids. Lineage: Eukaryota; Fungi; Ascomycota; Sordariomycetes; Hypocreales; Nectriaceae. Gene Ontology annotation, cellular component: nucleus.
GUGAUAAUAGUCUUAUGAUUGCUUUCCUUGUUCUCACCAGACGUGACCGUUCAAGACGUAACCUCCAAUCCAGGUCAGAUAAUGCCUAGCCGCUUCGUAUCGGCUGGCAAGAUCGGCUCAUCUGGAGAGAUCUCGAAAGACGCCAGUGGCACAGAAUCAACACCUCAACAGCCGCUGCACAAUUCCGCUAAAUCCAAAGAAUGGGAAGCGGUCGAGAAACAGUUGGAAGCCGAAAGAAAGAAGCGCGAGGAACAGCGCAUCAAGGCUGCUGCAGGAGAAGGCGAGAAGACCUUAUAUGACGUCCUCCAGGCAAACAAAGCGGCAAAACAGGCCGAAUUUGAAGAGCAGACCAAACUACGUAACCAGUUUCGUGCAUUGGAUGAUGACGAGAUAGAGUUCUUGGAUGAGAUACGCGCCAACAAGCGUGCAGAAGAGGAACGCGUGAAACGAGAGACGGAAGAAGGUCUAAAGGCAUUUCGAGAGCGACAAAAGGGCGAUACUGCUCAGGGCGAAACUGCUGGUGUUGAAGAAGAAGGCGAGUCAUGGGAGAUUGGUCGUAAGAGGAAGCGCACGAAAGAGAAAGAUGUCAAGGGGCUGAGGCGAAAAGUCAGCGCAGCGGAGGAGAAAGAAACUGGGAAGCAAGAUACAAAGCCAGUCGAAGGCCCGAGUCGUGAUACGUUGGAUGAGAAGUCCAGGACGACAAAUCAGUCAGCUGCCAAGCCACCAGAGAAGAAGGGGCUAGUAUUGGUGGGUUAUGGGAGCGAUUCAGAUAAUGACGAUUGAAGGUCUGAGCAAACCACAGUAACGCUGAGGCUACAUGAUGAAUGGGGAUCAAAUGCCAUUGAAUCAUAUAGCAUAAUAGACCAAGACCAUGCUCGAUGCCGUACCUCAUUCUAUCAUUAGUGUUACAUUGGCACCAGCCCCUCGC